Messenger RNA from Etheostoma spectabile (orangethroat darter), 9720 nucleotides. RefSeq lists its product as uncharacterized. The transcript has 2 exons. Lineage: Eukaryota; Metazoa; Chordata; Actinopteri; Perciformes; Percidae. Bases 92 to 4399 code for a protein of 1435 amino acids. The record is from RefSeq and is a predicted model, not a curated record.
ACCCUCCUCGUUCCUCCAGCAUGCAGAGUUUUCCGUCCUGUGUCGGGACAACAUCGUAAACGAGGACCACCUGACGGUAAGACCGGUCCAAAUGGAAGCAGCGGAGGAAACUCUCACUUACCGAGAUGACACCCUACUUCACAGGAAGCUGCUCCCAGAAGAAAAGCAUAAGGACAACACGCGCAGUGAGCGUCAAGCCAAAGAGACAAAAAGCGACGAGUCCAACUAUGUGGACCUGGACAUGAAACCGGACGGCGCAAAAACAGUGAAGGUUUCUUUCACUGGCGAGGGAAACCAGCUCUCUGUUAUCAAAUGCGACGGUUCAAAGCAGGGGCAGCAUGACGAGGAGGGUAAAAUGAUUUCGAAGUACUUUGUUGAAGAGCAGUUAGAGGACAAGCAGGCCACCUUCCCUGGGCCUGUUUUGGGUGAGCCUCCAUUGGAAACUCUGACCAAACGUCCCAACAGCGACCAGGACAUGGAGAAUGAGAAGCAGCGCCAGGCCGAGCUCGACCCGAGUGACUGCAGUGACCAUGUAUGCAGUGAGAGUGAUGAGCUCCAAUACACGGACAUGUAUCUGAACAGCAAAACGGAUUCCGAUGAUGGUUCCAGUGCGGUGCUGUCCGACCACUGCGGCUCCGACACCGUGGAGGACGAGUCUCACUAUAUCACCACGCACGAAAUCCAGUUGACCGAGCUCGAUCACGACGUAGAUUACGACCUGGGAAGAGGGACCUGUUGGGAUCUUGAAGACGACAACUUGGUGUAUUCCUUUGUGGAUUACGCGUCUUUUGAAAGCGAUGAAACGCAUGAGGGAACUGUCAUACUUGAGGGCAGGAGCCAGGCGAAAGUGCAGGCUAAUCUUGGUGGAGCAGUUGUCAGCACCGAGCAGGAAGACAGUGAUCUUUGUGACUCGGACAAAUGUGCCAGCUCAGAUGAAAGCUUGUGCAAAAGCUACAACGGAGAAGCUAAUGCGGGGAAAAUUCAUUUAUCAAUAAAAGCAUCCUCCCGGGCGGUAAAUGAACCUGUCAAUUUCUUUGAUAAAGGCACCUGUGGGUACACAAAACACUUUGGAGACGGGAGCCACGUCUCUUUUGUGAGCUCUGGCUCCAGAGUGGGGCCCUUGUGCGACAGAGCGCAAUACUUCAUCCCUGCUCCGGGCCGUCAGCACCUUGCAUCCAAACUAAGACGGAAAGAUAUUAAUGAGUACUCCAGCGGAGGGUCCAGUUCCAUCAGCGAGCUGGACGACGCUGACAAAGAGGUGCGUAAUUUAACCGCCAAGUCUUUCCGGAGCUUGGCUUGUCCAUACUUCGAUGCCAUUAAUCUUAGUACCUCUAGUGAGUCUUCUAUGUCUGAGUAUGGGCUAAAUAAGUGGUCAGCUUAUGUGGACUGGAAUUAUGGAAACAUAUCGCGGGGAAGAGAACGGAGCGUUAUUGCGCACAAGACUUCCAGCGCAACUUGGGAAAUGAAUAAGACUGUGGAGAGUAAGAGACAUGGUAAACCUAUUACUGGCAUGAAAGCUCCACAAACCAAAAUGUACGCAUUGCACAAUAGAACGUCGUCUCAACAAUCAUCCUCUUCUAGCAAAAAGAUCGAACUGAAAGAUCCUGUUCAGUCAAAGCAGCAUGGAGUCACGCUGAAUUUCCGCUAUAAUGUUAAAGCGCCUGACGGCGCCAAACGUCCAAAAUGCUCCAAGAAAGCACAAUCAAAUAAGGGUACGGAGGCUGUGUUGGCCAGGUCAGGGUGUGAGAUGCAGUGUAAUCACACAGAUAGCAUGGAGGAUACACACAAAAAAGCAGUUUUUGCAUCAAGUCUAUUGAAAAACGUGAUUUCCAAAAAGAUGCAGUUUGAACAGGAGCGUAAAAUGGAGAGGGGUGAAAUUUGUGACACAUACCCAGCUCUCUCCCCGACGAUUCACCUCAAAGAUCAAGAUGGGAUGAAAGAUAGUCAAAGACAGACAUCAGAAUCAGGUUCAGGUUAUAAUUCUGCGGAUGACCAAUACCUGGUGGGCAACAGACCCGGUUACUGUGAGUCUGCAGAGGAGCAAAAAAUCAACAAAGAUGAUUCAGAAAAGGGACAACAGGAGCCUCCAAAAGCAUCCCUCAGCCACAGUCAAAGUAGUGCAUUUAAUUCACUGAAACAUGAUGAGCCAGAACCUGUUAAUGAACCCACAUCUGUAACUGACACGCAGGCCACAGCAAAAGGAUUAGACACCAGCAGCAUGCUGACAAGACUGCUCUUUGUUCCAAGCUGCCAGCUCCUUUCAAAAGAGAAGGAUUUUACCAAAGACUUGCAAAGCUGUGCACCUGUCACAGGCGGGCCACAGAAAUGCGAAAAAGACUUUCAAACGGGCAAUAAAGGAAACAUACUAGGCAAAGAAGAAAAAGAGAAGGGGGGGAAAACCCCUGAGAUAAAAAUAUGCCUGAGGAGUGUGAAGGAAGAUAAAGGCUGUACACUGAAUAUUGCCAACCUGUUAACCCCUAAACUAAGUUUCAACACUGUGAACACAUUCAGAGCAGCAGGUGAAGCCAAAUGCCACGUUUUGUCUGCUUCAGAUAAAAUCCCAAACUUCACAGUUAGAGACAUAAGAGACACCAAAUGCAAGUUUCAAACACCAAUAUAUCAGGUCAGAGAUGUCCGUAAAUUGGUAAAAAGUUCCUAUCGCUUUGUUUCAUUGGAAAGUAGUGAGAGCAAAUGUUCCACAGCAGCUGAUAAACUUGAGGCCACAAAGGAGCCAGUUAAGCAUGUUUCACCAUCUCCUAUUGUAAUUAAAUGUCACUCUGUAAAAACAAAUGUUAAACAACAGACAGCUGAGGUGUUACAGACACAAGGAGAGGCAGGCAUCUCAUCUAAAACAUCUCAAAGUGAAAAUACACCAUCACAUUGCACUGCCAGUAGGGUGCCAAUUGUUGUUUCAAAGCAGCUUCCCCCUGACCAGUCAGAAAUUCAGCCAAAUAUUGAAACCAAACUGAUAAAACAGAGGCAGGAAAAGUUUGCAUGUGAGACGGCUGAAAGGAGAAACGAGCCCAAAAUGCCAAAACAGGCUGCGUUAGAGAAGCUUAAAGCUGCAGUAAAAACAAUGGAGCAGCUUUAUGUUUUUGAUAGAAAUGAGUGGAAGCGUAAAACUCAUGCUCCACAACCAAUCACAGAUAGCCACGUGUUGUCGCUUAUUGCCAGUGAGGAGCAGGGUGCCGAGGAGCUUGAGACAACGAACACUGACAGGAUUCCUCAGUCACAGGAAGAUAAAGGAGCUCCGAAUAUCAUGCAUGUUCCAUAUAACCAUGACACAUUUCAAACACAAUCACAGGAAAGUAAAACAUUUAGUAACAAACAUGUCCUUCAUUUUGGUAAUAAGGCACGUGUCAGCAUUAGUUCAGAUAGUAACCAUAUUCCACAAAGCUCUGUGCUGCAAACAUCAUCGACUAUGAAAAGCUCCAAGACACCAGUGGCUCCACUGUCGGUGAAAAUAGAGCCCCCAAAACACAGCCAGGUGGAGCCGGGAAAGGUCAAAAUCAUUCCCACUAAUCCUACUGUUGCACAGGCCUGCUCAGACUCUGAGAACUAUUUAACCAUACCGGGGCUGGGGUACACAAAUGAAAUUAAACUGCUGAAUCAAGAGCCUGUUUUGAGGGAGGUGAGUUCAAGCAAUAGCCAAAUCAAAACAGGUGACAGAAAGACACCUGAGCAAAAAAGAUCUCCGUUAAUCAUGGAGUACCCAGCUUCAAGCAUCUACCACUCGGGGCAAACAACAAGGCCUCAAGCACAGCAGCAGGUGUUGUGUUUCUCUCCAUCUGUCCCGACUGUGUCACCUGCACCUUCUACUGGAGAGGCAGUCCCACAAACCCAGCGCAAGAUGCUUUUGGACCCCACAACAGGCCAUUAUUAUCUGGUUGACACGCCCAUACAGGCCACCACAAAGAGACUAUUCGACCCUGAGACAGGCCAGUAUGUGGAUGUACCCAUGCCCCAUUCUCCUGUGGCACCUGUCACCCCUGUGCCUGUCUCUUUGUCCCCCCUGGCCCUGAGCCCAGGAGCAUAUGCUCCCACCUACAUGAUCUACCCAGGCUUCAUCCCCUCGCCCACUCUGUCAGCCCAGGCGGUGUUGCCACAGUCACCGUGUCACUCUGAGGAUGCAGGUGGAGAAAAGGUAAAAAACGGCAGAAGCCCUAAGCCAGAAACGAAUGCAGCGGGCGCAGAGAAUGUGUAUUACAGUGCAAAAGGUGGGGCUUCACAAGGACCACUGCAGCUUCCAGUAAGUUUGGGACAUGUGAGCGCCAGAGGAGGUGCAGCGACCUCUGACAGGAAGCCAGUUAUCAGCAUCACAACGCAACAAGGUCCAAGAAUCAUUGCACCGCCUUCCUUUGAUGGAACAACAAUGAGCUUUGUGGUGGAGCAUCGGUGACCAAGGCAACAUCUCAUCAUACAUACAUCUUCACCGAAGAAUCUGCCUUCAUUCACCGUAAGUGGAGUUUUCACCCCACCCACCUGUGAUCUACUCUGGAGGACAACUUUCACCAACAACACUAUUUUUAUCCCCACUAUGUUGUGUUGUUUAUCCUUGCAGCAGACAUUACUGUAAUCCCUAUGCAUUGCAGCACUUUGUAGGGUAAACGCAUUAAGCCACGUCCUCUGGCUGAUGCUCUGCCAUGUUGCUAUAUGAAGCUGCUUUGUAAUACUUUCCAUUCAGCUGCUGUCUAGAACUUUUGAAAUGCUGUUUGGGCCCUGCAACAUGUCUAUUCAAAAGGAAACAAAGCAGGCAUCUAUUACAGUUCAGUGUAAGUCAUUGUUUGCUAAGCCACUAUUUUAUUAUUAUGUAUUUAAUGUUACCAUGUCUUUAAAGCGAGUCCAUGUAACUUUUGAAAGGAAAGCCAUCUUUAUUUUACAAAUGAAAAGUUAAAUUUAUAAGCAAUAAAAAUGAACCGUGCUGAACUCAAUACACUCAGGGGAUUUGAUGCUACAACCUCUCUUGUUUUGGUUUGACCAUGUUACAGUAGCUAAUGUCGGCAAACUUGAUAGAUAUUACUGUAUAACAGACAUUACUGAGUCAGUUUACUCACAUUAUGUCUACAUUUGUGCUACUGUUACACUCUAUUUUAGGAUGUCAUGGAUUAACGUUUCAUUAAUUUUACCACAAACCUGCUUGUUACCAGCAGCCCAACAAAGUACUGCAACUAAAAUAAUCCCUAAAUGUCCAAAAAUAUUUUCCAUACAAACCGGCAUUGUUAAAGAGACAUUGGUAAAACUUCCACUUCCCAAAUAAUUUUUCCUGCAUUCCAGGAAAAGCUUGGGAAAUUGAAUCAAGGGUGGGCUACUGUAUAUUCAACGCCUCCAUUGCAGAAGGGACUGCAUGGAGUUGUGGCCAAAAGGUUGCCUGUGCUUGCUGUGCUGGCAACAAAAGAACCUGCCAGUGACAAAGGAGGCUGUUUAACCGAGGAAGGGGUCCUUUUGGGCUUGUUUGGCAAAAGGCAUUCCUGAGACAGCAGAUUGGUAUCAGGAGGACAGAAGGACUGGAGCUUCUGUGGUCACAGAUGCAACAAUUGUGUGGGUGGAAGUAGGCCAUGGAGAACAACUUUUGGUCAUCCCUACCUGAUUUGUAUCAGAAACCCGAUCUAUUGAGGUCCUAUAACUUAAACAAUUGGCCAUCCUGAUCCUAACCAUUUGAGUUUAAUGCCUAAACCGAAACAUCUACGCACAAGCGUAGAAAAAAUCAGGUCUCCGGUACAGAUCAGGUGGCCAACAGACUCAAAGAGGUUCUGCCAAACUUUCAGAUGACUCUGGAGGGUGAAACGGUGCAUAGCCCAGUCAGUUCUCAGCAUGCGGUCAGAACUGCUUACCCAGACUAACAAUAUUGUGAAACAUUUAAGGAACACCUGAAUUUGACUGAGACAUCCUCCAAAAAGGAGUAAGAGCUAAAAUGCUUGGGAAAAGCCUUGUCCAUUUCACUAGCGGAGAACACUGAGGUAGAAAAAAAGCUCCAGAUGCUCCAGAUGCUGAAAGCUCUGGACAUUGUGGGGCUGUCUUGAUGCUACCGACAUGCCUCCUUAAUGUCGUUUAAUGGUCAGCGUUAGUGGUUGUGGACUGGCAGAAGUGGAGGGUGGUUCCCAUUUUUUAAAAAGGGGGCCAGAUGAUGUGCACCAACUAUUAGGGCAUUGCAAUACUCAACCUUACUGGGAAAACUUGUACCAUGGCACCAAAGAGGUUACCUUGCACAGCAAUUCUGAAUUCUUGCAAUAUCACAAGAUAUCAAAACAACAAUGGCAUGCGUUCAUGCAAUCAACCGCCAGGUAUUUUUUGAAAGGGCCUGCCCUUUUCCAAACAGUUUCCAUUACAGCUUCUCAGACGGUUCUGUGUAACAAACCAUCUGGUUCAUCAGGUUACUGGAAAGUAGGCUCCGAACAAACCUAAGUUUCAAGAAGGAGCACUGCCGAUUCUGGUCGUAGAACAGUGGAUUGACUCUUUACCCUUGCAAAGACACAAGAGAGGUAAUAUAUAUAAUGGGAGUUUGCCCAUCAAGUCAACCUUUGUGUAUUUGGAGACAGGUUAUGACUGUUUCCCUCGUGGUACUGUGUCUUGUGUUGGGUACUGUGGGAGUAUGGAUACUGGGCCAUUGUUACGAGACAUUUCUUUUUUUAAUUCUAGGCACAAUUUCCAAGAUGUGGAGUGUUCAGUUAAUUGGCGUCAGGAUUGCAUUUCUGCUUUUUGUGGAUGAUGUGGCCCUGCCAGCUUAAUCAGACUGUGACUUCCAGUGUGCACUGAGAUGGUUUGUGGCCAAGUGUACAGCAGCAGGCACAAGGGUCAGCACUUUCAAGUCUGAUGCCAUGUUACUCUGCCAGGACAUGGUGAAUUGCUCUUUUGGGUUUUGUGUGCGGCACUGCCCAAAGUAAAGAACUACAAGUAUAUUGGGGUCUUUAACACAAGUAAUGGAACGAUGGAGUCAGAGACUGACGGAUUGGUGCCAUGCCAGCAGUGAUGCAGAUGUUGUAACUGUUGUUGUGAAACGAUAGCUGAGACUGAUGGUGUCGCUCUCCAUCUCAUCAGUUGAUCUAUGUUCCAACCCUCAUGUGUAAUCAUUAGCGUUGGGUAAUUACUGAAAGAAUGAGAUGGCAGCAUGAAGCCACCAAAAUUAGUUCCCUUUGCUGGUUGGUUGGGCCCACCCUUAGAGAGGGUGACAAACUUAGACAUCUGGAAGACCUUGGAGUAGGACCGCUGCUCUUUCAUGUUGAAAGGAGAAAGCAAAGGUUCUUAAGGCAUCUGAAUUAGAUUCCUCCUGGAUGCCUAUGGAUGGAAAACAAUUAACAGAACACUGUCACAUCUUGGGAAAUGAUGGGGAAUUAAAUGUGCCGUUACGCUGCUUGCUAUUGUGGCCACAGUGGCCACUGGUAUUUAAAAGUUACAUAGUCUUGCUUUAUUCCACACAAUAACAUAAUUACUUAUGGUAAACACAACAUAUAAUAACAGUUUUCUGAGGACAGGGACCAUUUGUCUGCAAUUAAUUUAAAAGACAAUGCAGAUUAAGGGGUUAUGUUGAAUAACCCCAAGUUCAAUUAUUUUAUUUCAAAAUAGUACAUUUUUAAAGAUAUACCUAUUAAAUGGUAAAUAUCUGACAUUGUUAUGUAUCAUUUUAUUACUCUCCAACACUAAUUUUAAUCAUUCACAAUAACAUUUCCAUGUUUUUAGGAGUCUGUGGCUCAUAUUCUACUUAAUGUGUGUGUAACCUCUGUCUCAUGACAAAAAUGCUGCUACCUUCACAACUGACAUGCUGUAUGAAGUGGUGUAUGUUUAUUUGUUGAAAGCACGCUCCAUGUAUGUUAGAUAGAGAAAAAAGAGGAACACACCAAGGGUGUUGCUCAGAUAAAGCACAACUGGGACUCUGGGUGAAUAAUGUACUUAGGUCAGUAUUUCCUAAGUAGUUUUGGGCCUAAUGAGUAAGAGCCAGCUGAUACAUUUAGGGGAUAACAUCUUCUAUUGGUGUUGGUACAUUUUACACUUUUGUGUAAUGUGGUGGGAGUUGGUGUGUGUAUAUCUGAAUGUGUCCGUGUCCAUGGCUGGGAGUUAUGUACGGCAUUUCAGUAUUCUGUGAGCAUACAACAAGGAGUCAUGUUACUUCAGUGUAGACAGGAGCGUACAGACUGUGUUGGGUGUGUUGUUACACUUUACACACAGCAAUGUCAGUUUUUUUUUCUUUUUUAACCCCCUUGACCUUUUUAGUUUAAAUGUGUAUGAACUGAAGUUUUCAUUAAAACGACACACCAACUGAUGACUUCCUUAUUACUGCUUUCUGUAUAGUGAAGUUCUUAGGUUAUGUUUUUGUGUGUUCUGUUUCCUUUUGAAUAUGCAGUAGGGCAUCCUAGAUCAUUGUGCUUUACUUGACUCAUUUAUACCAGCAUCCCACGUAGGAUUAAUGCAAAACUGUUGAUUGCUAUUUUUAAUGUUUCAAAUCUAAACACACAUUGAAGGUAUUUGGAGCUGCUGGUCAGUCUAUGUACCUUAUUUCUGUAAAAUACAUGUUACAAUUACCAUAUGAGUUGAUUUCAUUAUAAGUGAUAUGAAUUCAUGCAGUGAUUUGAAAGAUUUGUUGACUGUGCAGUAGACUAGACAUGUCUACUCUUUAAAAACAACUUGGAACAAAAUUUAAUGCAUUUCGAGGUGAAAUGUGACUUACCUUUUACAUUUAAUUCACAACCCAUUGUACUAAACUUAAUAAUUUAAUUAUACUUUUUAAUGAAUUUGCCCCUAAGGCAGUUGUGAGUAGUGCAGUUAAUUAUUGAGAAAUUAUUAAUCUUUUUUAAAGAAAUCACUCUAUAAGUUCUACCAGACAUUUUUCUAGAUAUCCGAAAAAGAAAAUUGUAAGAUAUGAAAUACUACCUCGUGCCAGUAAAAGUAUGUUUCAUUAGCAAGUUAUCCAAAACACAUAUUUCUCUCAUUUCAGAUGAUUAAUUAUAGCACAUUUACAUAUUUAUUUGAAACCAUGUGAAGACUAACAUAAAUAAAAACUAAAUUAUAAUGUAUAAGCUCCAGUAAACCAGCUAUUUUAAUGUUGUCAUAAAGAUAAAAAUAAAAACAUUUAAAAAAAAAUUCUCCCAUAUGCAAUGUAGUAGUUUCUUUUAAGACCUUUAUCUGUGAGUAAUAAUGUACUUAAUGCACUUCGAUUAUCACUCUUUGGUCACCAACACUGACAGCAACUAAUGGCUGUGAACAUUGGUGAUAACAGGAGUAUACUACAUGGACUUGUUAAUUGUAAAAUGAAACAUUGUUAAUUGUUUCUGAUGAAUUUUGCCCAAAGAUGCACUGUAACAUAGAAAAUAAUUUGUUUUAAAACAUUCUUCCAGAUGUCCCUCAGCAAACUGCUGAUUUUGAGGUAACAUAUAUGAAAAUGACUGUAUCAAAGUUUGCUUUUGUAUGAAGAAAGAGAGUUCACCAAAGUUGAGAUGGUCUGAGAUAAGUGUUCUUAUGAAUGUUCAUAGAAAAAGGCCACACAUUUGAAUGAAAUGCCUUAAUGGCCGUUCUGUCAUGUGGCCUUGCAUAUAUUAUAUGCCUGAUGUCAACUGUGACUGCCCCAGAAGAAGACAGAGGUCAGGAUGACAGCCGAGAGAUGCCUUGAAAGGAGUAGUGAGUGCUGCUGUGUUUGCACUUAAAUCUUGAAAGUACUGAAAAUGAUGAAUGAGUGUAAUAUAGACUGACAAGCCUUCAUAUGUUUGCAAUAAAUUCAAAAUCAAGCUACUC